Molecule: messenger RNA, 1261 nt
Organism: Anopheles coustani
Lineage: Eukaryota; Metazoa; Arthropoda; Insecta; Diptera; Culicidae
Gene: TM4SF
Product: tetraspanin-1
Exons: 5
Coding region: 1-852 (283 amino acids)
Biological process (GO): protein maturation; protein localization to plasma membrane
Cellular component (GO): membrane
Source: RefSeq, a predicted model, not a curated record
AUGCGUCUUUCCGCUCGCAUCAAGUGUUUCAAGUAUUUAGUGUACGCAUAUGUUAUUUUAAUAUCGAUAUGUGGUGGCGCACAGCUGGUAAUCGGAGCAUUCCUCCUAUGGACCCACCGGCAGUACUCACCGAUAGUAAAGGAUCAGUUCUGGGAACCGUUCGCAGUGCUGAUCGUGCUCGGGCUGAUCUCACAGCUCCUCUGCUACCUUGGCUGGACGUCGACGAGCCGGAAGCAUCGGUGUUACCUAGGAACGUUCUGCGCAUUUUUAGUGGGCCUCAUUGUGAUUUUAUUCUUAGUUAGUGGCUGGUCGGUGGCCACCAAGGCGCAUCUCAUCACCCCGGCCGAGCUAGCCAUUGAGUCCAGCUUUGGGGAGUUUCUGGCAAAAGACAGCACCACCAAGGACCAAACGCACAUAUGGAACCGGUUACAGCGGGACUUUCACUGCUGCGGUUACAAUGGCAUCCAUGACUAUAAAAAAGUAGGUGUCCCCUGGUCCUGCUACGAUCCGGUCAACUCGAAGGUGUUCAAUGCCGGUUGCAUGCACGUGUUCGUGAAAAGUAUCGAGAUGAAUAUGAUUCGCGUCGCGGUGGUCGCGAUUGCCUCCGCGCUGAUACAGAGCCUCGGCAUUUUUUGCGUGAUACAACUGACGAUGCUGCUGCGACGACCAACCAUAAUGCUGCCAAACGGAGAUAACCACUCGAUCCGGGUAAAGCGUACGCGGGAGAUGACUCCACUAUCGGCGGCCAAUAUAAGCAAUCCGACACCACACAGCAGUACAAAACCACCUAUCCCGCUAAAGCCCGUCGCCACGCGAGUGGACCCACCCGUCAUUAAGCCGUCCUCCCAUUGAAUCUAGCCACCUCACUUCAAAUCUGCCAGCUUACAGCAAAAGUGCCCAUAAGAUUCCCAUUUUAUCAUUAUUAAUGCGAUAUCAGUUAGGUGAAUCGCAAUAGUUUUAGAGAGCACCGCAACGCGCAGUGUGUUGGCAUUUGGUUUCGUUGUUUUAAUCGUUCGUCCUUGGACGCUAGUGGUAAUGUGGGUUACAAGAAUGGAAGACAGGGAGAGACAGACAGGCCAACGUACUUAAAUUCCGUACAUAAAAACGCGACGAUCUAAUUAAGCUGACAAACAACGUGCGACAAUGGUUGAGCACAAACAAAUGUUCGAAUAAAAUAUUUAAUAUUAAAUCGUAUUAAAACUAAAAUAAGCAGUACAGGUGAUGAGUAAUCAAUGAAUCGUCCUAAUCAUCCGAAACUCAC